This is a messenger RNA of Python bivittatus (Burmese python), 2143 nucleotides long. Its product is annotated as cytochrome P450 2J4-like. Gene Ontology annotation, biological process: xenobiotic metabolic process. Gene Ontology annotation, molecular function: iron ion binding; oxidoreductase activity, acting on paired donors, with incorporation or reduction of molecular oxygen, reduced flavin or flavoprotein as one donor, and incorporation of one atom of oxygen; heme binding. NCBI's taxonomy places the organism in Eukaryota, Metazoa, Chordata, Lepidosauria, Squamata, Pythonidae. The record is from RefSeq and is a predicted model, not a curated record. Gene Ontology annotation, cellular component: cytoplasm; intracellular membrane-bounded organelle.
GAGAGAAUGGGCGAGGGGAAGGAGGUGAUGCGAAGGAUAGCCGCUCUUUCAAAUAAUUAAAACCAGGAGAUUUGCGGGGAAGAGGUCGCAUCAGGGAUGUUGGUAGAAUUUUUCCUACUUUUCACCAUCUUGUUCUUUGCUGGGCAGUUUCUGCAGUUGCAAUGGACACGCAAGCAGCUACCCCCCGGCCCAGUCCCUCUUCCCUUUAUUGGCAAUUUAUGGCUGCUGGACUUUGCUCUGAAGCGAGAGACGCUGAUGAAGUUAACAAACAUCUAUGGGAAUGUCUACACAAUUUGGCUGGGAAGAACUCCUGUGGUCGUGCUGAAUGGCUACAAGGCCGUGAAAGAGGGACUCAUCACUUACUCAGAAGAGACCUCUGGAAGACCACUGACUCCUUUAUUUAAAGAACUGAUGGGUGAAAAAGGUGUUUUUAUGACCACUGGACAUAACUGGAAACAGCAGAAGCGCUUCGUCAUGAUGACGCUGCGAAAUCUGGGUGUGGGAAGGAAGGCCCUGGAGAACCGGAUCCAGGAGGAGGCGCACAUUCUUCUGAAAUUGUUUAAGAGCAAGAAAGGAUCAGCCUUUGACCCCCAAAUAGCUAUGGUCCAUGCUAUUGCAAACAUCAUGUGCAAUUUUGUGUUUGGUCAACGCUUUCCCGAAGAGGAUGCCGAUUUCAACAAAUUAUUAAAAGCUAUCAGUAUGGUAGUCUACAUUCCUGGUAGCUUCUGGGGCAGGGUGUAUGACACUUUCCCCACGAUUAUGCAUAAGCUUCGAAGGCCUUACCAGCAACUGUUUGAAUACAAUGAAUUCAUGCACAAUCUCGUCAAGGACAGGGUCCAGAGUCACAAGGAGAGAUGGAGAGAAGGUAACGAACCACAGGAUUUCAUUGACUUCUACCUGGAUUUCAUGUCCAAGAACAAAGAAGACCCGGCUUCCAUUUUCAGUGAAGAUAACUUUGUUCAAACUGUUAUUGACCUUUUGAUUGGAGGAGCAGAGACCAGCAGCACCACCUUGUACUGGGGGCUACUUUAUUUGCUCAAAAAUCCAGAUGUGCAAGAAAAAAUCCACCAUGAAAUAGAUGCUGUUCUGGGACCUUCUCAAAUGAUCACUUACGAGGAUCGGAACAGAUUACCAUACACUAACGCCGUGCUUCAUGAAAUUGUUCGCUACAGCAACGUUACAAUGACUGGUCCCUUACGGAAAUGCGUGAAGGACAUUGUUGUCCUAGGAUUCCCCGUUGGAAAGGGAACCCUUAUGCUACCCAAUUCCCAUUCUGUGCUGUAUGACCCGGAGUGCUGGGAAACCCCUUGGAAGUUCAAUCCAGGGCAUUUCCUUGAUUCUGAAGGCAACUUUGUGAACAAUGAAGCCUACUUGCCUUUCUCAGCAGGGCGCCGGGCAUGUUUGGGUGAGCCAUUGGCACGAAUAGAGCUCUUCAUUUUCUUCACCAACCUUCUCCGGUCAUUCAAGUACCAGCUACCACCAGAAGUAAAUGACGUCAGUUUGGAGGAAAUCAUAGGGAGCACACGCCAGCCCCUCCCAUAUCAGAUCUGUGCUCUUCCACGCUAAGCCAGCUGAUGCUGUUUCCUUCCAGGACCAAUUGAUGCAGCAAGGGAGAAAACUUCUGAAGCACCCAUCUCAUCCCUUCUCCCUAAAGCAUAGACGUCCUCAACCUUCUUGAAGCCAUCUUUGUCCAUCUUGCUUGCCCGUUGCUUGAAAUGCAUAAAGCGAAGCCGCUCAGAAGCAAACGUUUAUCAAUUCAGGCUUAUUAGUAACAUGUCGUACAACUGGAAUUCUCUAAGUUUGCUUUGGGGUUGCAAACAUGUCAUUAUUAACAGCAUCCAGAUCAUUCAAGGUUUAAGUGCACAAGUUGAACUUGCCACUGAAUAGGCAGAGGCAAGAUCAGGAGGCAGGUGGGCAAAGACCGGAAGAAGACAUGGUGGGAGUGGACAGGUGGCAGAACUGGCACAGGUCCUUUGGAGAAGCCACCCAGGUGUUUAACGUGUGCACUGUCUGUUAUAUUUACAUCUACUUGCUUGGCCUAAAUUAGUCAACCUUGUAUAUUUCUGUUUAUCUCCAGUGUAUCUGCUUUUUUGCCUUUCUCCCCUGGCUAUUAUUCCUUAAUAAAUACUCAAUUUUCCAUUUG